This is a messenger RNA of Polistes canadensis, 902 nucleotides long. Its product is annotated as probable RNA methyltransferase CG11342. The record is from RefSeq and is a predicted model, not a curated record. Gene Ontology annotation, cellular component: cytoplasm. Gene Ontology annotation, molecular function: RNA methyltransferase activity; O-methyltransferase activity. Gene Ontology annotation, biological process: negative regulation of pre-miRNA processing; miRNA metabolic process. The coding region runs from base 27 to 803 and encodes 258 amino acids. The transcript has 2 exons. Lineage: Eukaryota; Metazoa; Arthropoda; Insecta; Hymenoptera; Vespidae.
GAGAAUUCUAUAAGAUUUCUCGAAAUAUGUCGGAAGAUCCGAAAGAAAAAGAGAAGACGGAGAAUAUGAAAAUAAAGGCGGAUCCGGGUGCGAGCAGAUAUGGGAACUUUAUGAAUUACUACCAAUUUCAUAGUGCGGAAGAACGCGUACGGCAACUUCCGCGAGACGUCUGGCAGUCUGUUCGUUCGGACCGGAAAUAUGUGGGGUUAGACAUUGGCUGUAACGCAGGGGAACUGACGUACAAGCUAUACGAUUUUUUCAAUGUUAAUUUAACGAAUUGCGAAGAAGAAAGACCUGACAUCUUUCUGCUGGGUAUAGAUCUCGAUCCGAUCCUCAUCGAGAGAUCGCAGCAAAGUAAUCCUCGUCCAGAUCGAAUUACCUUCGAGUACGGUGAAUUUCUUUCUUCCGAGUGCGACCCGACCAUCUCGAGGUAUCUCAGGAAACUUGGAAGAACCCACUUCGACGUUGUCUUUUGUUUCUCCAUCUCUAUGUGGAUCCACCUAAAUCACGGAGACGAGGGAUUAGUCAAUUUCUUUCGCAAAGCUUGCUCUAUCUGCGACACGAUCGUUGUCGAGCCACAACCUUGGAAGUGUUACAGAAAUGCUUCGAGGAGACUGCGAUUAGCCAACUUGGAAGACUUCCCUCUGAUAAAGAAAUUGGAACGCAAGGGUGACAUGUCGGAACAAAUAGAACUAAUCUUGACCAAUCUAUGCAAUUUUCGAAAAGUUAUCGUUACUUUCAGCAACGAUUGGCAAAGGAAAAUCAUGAUUUUCGCGAAAAAUAACGAUCAUCGAUCCCAUUAAUUAUCUUUCAUGUAUAACUGUAACUCAUUUUUGUAUGCAUUUUUAUAAAUAAAACAAAAGAAGUAAAAAUUCGAAUACAAGAUGAUCCUAUAAAUAAAA